Messenger RNA from Candidozyma haemuli, 1260 nucleotides. RefSeq lists its product as uncharacterized. The record is from RefSeq and is a predicted model, not a curated record. NCBI's taxonomy places the organism in Eukaryota, Fungi, Ascomycota, Pichiomycetes, Serinales, Metschnikowiaceae. Bases 1 to 1260 code for a protein of 419 amino acids. The transcript has a single exon.
AUGCCUCAGUUUGGCAAAGCCUUUAGAAAAAAACAUUUCCCCCAGAUCCCAGAUCACGUGGUGCCGGUAAACAACGGUUCAUAUGGUCUUCCUCCAGCCGAAAUCAUCAACGAAUACCACUCUGCUUUUGAUAAGGACGUAGCGUUUCCUGAUGAGUUUAUCAGAUUGCGCCAGCAGGACCAGUAUAAACAGGCCGUGCACAGUGUGGCGCCCAUAGUGAAGAGCGCGCCAGAGAACUUGGCCUUGGUGGAAAAUGCCACUACGGCGGUGAAUACGGUGUUGCAAUCGGUGGACCUUGUGAAGGGGGAUAUUGUGGCUAUGCCUACGACGACGUAUGGAGCUUGUGCUCAGACGGUGCGGUAUUUGCAUGAUUAUAGAGGGGUAGACUUUGUAUGGGUGGAUGUGGAGUACCCUAUACUGGACUCUGAGGUGGUUGCAAAAUUUCGCAAAGUGUUUGAAAAACACCAGGUUAAGUUGGCUAUUUUUGAUGCAGUGGUGUCAAUGCCUGGAGUGGUGGUUCCUUGGGAGCAGUUAGUGCUGUUGUGUCGGGAAUUUGAUAUUAUUUCGGUGGUUGAUGGCGCCCAUGCUGUUGGUUUGAUUCCUCUAGACCUCGAUAAGGCCAAACCGGACUUUUUCUGCUCAAACCUCCACAAGUGGUUCCAUGUUCCUAGAGGCUGUGCUUUCUUAUACGUCCAUCCUCGGUUCCAUAGAACCAUUCAGACGCUCCCCAUUAGCCACCAGUACGUAUCGCCGCACGCAAAGCUCACUGACGAACAAGCCAAAGACUUGCUAUUCCAUAAGUUUGCGUUCAAUGGGCUGAAAACGUUUGCUGCCAUUGCCACAGUGCCUGCGGCCGUUAAAUUUAGAAAGGAGGUCUGUGGAGGCGAAGAGGCAAUUAGAGACUACUGCAACCGAUUGGCCCAGGAAGCCAAACAAGCUGUGUUGCGUAAGUGGGCCAAUGCCCAGAUUGUUGAAAAUGACGAAAAGACGCUUUCCUCGGCGAUGAUCUCAUUCUUCGUGCCUAUCCAAGAGUACAGCCAGAGUUUCGAUGCAUCUGAUCCGUCAGCAGUGUUGCAGCUUGUGAACUUCUCUCUGGAGUGGCAGUUAACCAAACGACACACCUUUGUGCCUAUCAACGGCCAUGCUGGGAAAAUCGUCGCUAGACUUUCGGCACAAUUGUUUAACGAGGCAAGCGAUUACACCUACGGAUGUGAAGCGCUUGACGAUGCAUUAAAGGCGUUCUUCUCUCUGAAACUCUAA